GUUAAGCGCGUUAGCUAAGCUAGUAGCUUCAAGAUUCAGAGGUGCGGUGUUGUUUAGUGUUUCAGCUCUGUUUGUAUUUGACGAAAUGAUAAAAAGCAUUAGUCUGACAUGACAUAAGGCGUGUUUUUUGUUAUUUUCUCCACUAUAACUGUAGAGAAAGAGUAACAGUCCCAAGAUGAUUGAACCAGAGCUCCUAACAGAGGUCCCUGCAUCGCUGAAGAGGCUGGCCAAGCAGGUCGUGAGGGGGUUUUACGGUGUAGAACACGCCUUGGCCCUGGAUGUGCUGAUACGCAACCCAUGCGUCCGUGAGGAGGACAUGCUGGAGCUGCUCAAGUUUGAUCGGAAACAGCUGCGCUCUGUGCUCAACACUCUGAAAGCAGACAAGUUUGUGAAGUGCCGCAUGAGAGUCGAGACGGCUCCAGAUGGCAAGACAACGCGUCACAACUACUAUUUUAUUAACUACAGGGUGUUGGUCAAUGUGGUGAAGUAUAAACUGGAUCACAUGCGACGGCGCAUUGAGACAGAUGAACGAGACUCCACCAGCCGCGCCUCCUUCAGGUGCCCCUGCUGCUUCUCCACCUUCACUGACCUGGAGGCUAAUCAGCUUUUUGAUCCUAUGACUGGUACUUUUCACUGCACGUUCUGCCAGACAGAGGUGGAAGAAGAUGCGUCCGUGUGUCCCGAUGCCAGGACACUGGUGGCGCGGUUUAACGAGCAAAUCGAGCCCAUCUACGUUCUCCUGCGCGAGACCGAAGACAUUAACUUGUCUCAUGACCUGCUGGAGCCUGAGCCUACAGAGAUCCCUGCUCUCAAACAGAGUCGUGAACGUGCUGCAGCCUCUGGAGCWAAUGCUGCGAGCGGACCACAUCGUGAAGCCUGGUCUAACAAGGGAUCAGCCUACGCUGAUUUGUACACUCAGAAUGUGGUUAUCAGCAUGGAGGAGCAGGAUGAGCAACAUAAACAGGCCAAUGAGAGCAAGGCACCUAAGGAACAGCCUGUGUGGUUGACCCAGAGUACGGURCAGGGUGCUUACAGCGAGCCUGAUAACCUCAAUAACCGUGGUGAGGUCGUACCCGGCGCUCCGGACGGAGCAGCGGGUCAUGGAAUGGGCCAGGCGGAUGAAAACGAGGAAGUGAUGCGCGCCCUGCUCAUCCACGAGAAGAGGGCUAAUCCAGGAGCAGGUGGAGGUGGAGCGAGCUCUGCUGCCAGGGGUCUUGCCUCGGCCACAGCUAAUAGUGACUCAGAGAGCGACACUAGUGARUCAGACGACGAUUUCCCCCCGGGUCCUCCAACUGCCACGGCCUCUCAGCAUCGCGCUGACAAAGAGGACGAAGAAGAGGAUGACGAUGACUUUGAGGAGGUGGGGGAUGAGCCCAUGGUGAUGGUGGGAGGUCGGCCCUUCUCGUACAGGGAGGUGAGCCUAAGGCCAGAGUUAGUGGAGCAGAUGUCUGUGCAGGAAAAGGAGGCGUAUAUAGAAAUGGGACAAAACCUCUUCCAGGACAUGUACUUUUAAAAUUCUCAACCCCAAAAUACAGUUUGACAAAUGUUUCUGUUUGUCCCACAUCAUCAGUGRUGAUGGGGACAAUGGUUACCAACAGAUGUUUUUAAAAAACAAAAAGAAAAAAAAAUGCUGCUGAGUACUUUAUGUUUUAUUGGAAAACAAACAAAAAAAUAAGAAAACUGCCAGUGUUUCUGCUGUGAUCACACUUUUAGUAUUCUGUUUAAAGUAUUUUGGAAGUAACCAAGCCUAACGGAAGCUGGCUGCCUGCAGAGUGCCAACAAUUUUUUUUUUAGUUUUUCUAUUUAAUUUUAGCUCCACAUUCAACAGUUUGUCUACACCACUUUUGUUUUAGCCUUAGUUUUCAUGUGACAGACAGAAGGGACACACAUUUGUUUUAAUCUAUACACCUGUCCACACUCAGGCUGAAUAUCUUACACCUCAAGGCAGUUUUCUUAAAUGGGUGUAAUUUCAUUGAUUGUGUGAGAAUUGCCAAAAGAUUUCAGAGCAUUUAACAGUACGGAGGCUGGACAUGCUAAAAGACUGAACAAGCUGCUGCUGUUUUCACUGUGCUGCCUGUUAGGACAAUGUGAAAGAACGUUUUCUGUUUUUUUUUUUCUGCAACUCAACAGGCUCGGUUUUAAAAUCCCAUCUCAGGCAAAUGUAAAGAAAUUUUUUUUUUUUUAGGUUGUUGUGUUAACAGUGAAAUAUUUGUAAUUUUCACCAAUCUGUAAUAAAAUGAUAUUCUCUGCCAUGGAAAUGUGAAAUUAAUGUCUCAAUAUAAAAUAACAUCAGUGUCAAG
Austrofundulus limnaeus is the source of this 2300-nucleotide messenger RNA. It is a transcript of the gene gtf2e1, whose product is annotated as general transcription factor IIE, polypeptide 1, alpha. The transcript is spliced from 6 exons. The record is from RefSeq and is a predicted model, not a curated record. Lineage: Eukaryota; Metazoa; Chordata; Actinopteri; Cyprinodontiformes; Rivulidae. Gene Ontology annotation, biological process: transcription initiation at RNA polymerase II promoter. Gene Ontology annotation, cellular component: transcription factor TFIIE complex. Bases 176 to 1513 code for a protein of 445 amino acids.